AUGGGUAGGGCGAAGCUGAACAUGGAACUCAUACCGAAGGAGAAAUCAAGAAACGUGACUUACAAGAAACGAAAAGAGGGCCUCGUCCGAAAAAUGCACGAGUUCACGACGUUGUGCGACGUGAGCGCGUGCAUGAUCAUCUACGGCCCGAAACAACAAGAGCACGACUCGGAGCCCGAAACCUGGCCUCGGGACCCGGACGAGGUCCGGCGCAUCGUCGACAUCUACCGGGCCAAGAGCAAGGACUCGGGCAACAAGACCUUCGGACUGCCCGACUUUUUCCACGACCGCAAGCGGAAGAUCGAGGACGAGCUGGCCAAGCUCCGGAAGAAGAAUCUCGAGGCCAAGUACCCCACGUGCCCCGACUUCAUGGGCCUCAUGACCGAAGCCCGGUUGAGGGAGUUUGCGGCCAGCCUCAUGGUGAAGGCCGACCACGUCCGGUCGAGGAUCGAGCAGCUCCGGCGGAGCGUGGACUCGAGAGGGGUAGAGAUAUUGGACAUUGUGAGGCCCGAUAAUUUGGACGUGGGCCCGGCCCAGUACCCGGCGGUGGACUACCACCACCACUACCAGAACAACUCGAUGAUGAUGAUGCUGCUGAUGAAUGAGAACGAGCACCGGAUGCAAUUCGGGCCUGUUGGGCCCAACGUGUCGUACAAGCGGCAGCAAGUUUUGUACGAGACAAUGGGGGUGCAGCCUGCGGGUGUGAUGGGCCACAGCCCGAAGCAGCAGGCCCGAUACUAUGGCCUGCCGAUGGCGGUGGUGCAGCCGCCUUACGUGCAGAUGGUGCCGCCGAUGCAGUUGCCGAUGCCGAUGCUGCAGUUUCCAAAGGGGGACGGUGGUUUUGGUAAUGAUGUCAUGAAUGGUGGUAUUGAUGAUGAUGGUGUUGGGCAAGAGGAUGUGGUUAAUCAGUAUUAUAGUAAUAAUAACAUUAGUAAUAGGGUGAAGUACUAUGAGUAG
Striga hermonthica is the source of this 957-nucleotide messenger RNA. The record is from the annotation of a GenBank genome assembly. Lineage: Eukaryota; Viridiplantae; Streptophyta; Magnoliopsida; Lamiales; Orobanchaceae.